AUGGAGGUUCUUCAAGGCUUGCCGGCUUGGAAGACGGUAGUUCAGAAUAUCCUUUCGGCAGUCAGGCCGGGGACUCUGCCCGGGGGGAGGCGCAUUUCCGGUCCCAAGUGGCAGUUUCCAAAUGGCCACAUUAUCGACAAGUUCGUGAGCGGACGCGCAAAUGUCAUCACGACCCCGGAGAACCUUCGCGCCUUUUACCUGGAUGGAGAAAAACACGGCAAGCACUCGAAUCUAGGAUGUUUUCUUGACCAAAUCCUGGGACGCUGUAUUGGCUUUCUCGAAGGGGAUGGAUGGAAGCAAAAGCGCCAGAUCUUUUACCCCCCGUUCAGCUACGAUGCCACUGCUAACCGGAUUGGCGCGACAGAGGGCUCUGCCAGGAAGUUCGUCGAUGAGCUGCCCUCUCUGCAUCCAAAAGCGGCCCAGGACGACGACGGAAAGAAAAGGGUCAGCUUUGACAUCAUCAACGGCUUCCGGAAGUUCCCUCUGUAUUUGACUGCCAGCGUGCUCUAUGGUGCUAUGACCGACACCGAGAAGGCUGAUCUCUGGGCCUUGGCUGAGAAGCGGCUCGCACUCUGGCCAUAUGCGGUGAUCGGCGGCCCUUACCGCUUCAGCUGGGGCCACUGGAUUGAUCGAACAGGCUUCGACCUUCUCAAGGAUUUUAGCUCGGAGUGGCGCAAAUACAAUGAACGGCUGGUCCUGGCCAGGCGUGCCCGGGGCAUUAAGACGCCUCUGACUUUGUUCUGGGAUUCAUACGAAGCGGGGGAGGUGACAUUGGAAAAUGUCAUGCACAGUCUGGACGAGAUACUCAUGACGAACCUCGAUGUGACUGCACAUGCAAUCACCUGGAUCAUCACCCUAAUUGCCGAGCACAAGCAGGCUCAGCAGGAAUUGCGUGACGAGGUGGACGCCCAUUGGAACAGUCUGCAUGAGUAUCUUUCCGAAAGCGACACACUUUUGCACCGGGUCUUCAUGGAGACUUUACGUCGCAGCCACCUGCAAACCAUGGUUCUGGUGGACGUGUUUGCCAUCAACGUCCGGAACCCUUUCUGGGGCAGUGACAGCGAGGAAUUCCGACCCUCCCGCUUCCAGAAUAUGAAGCCCACAGAUCUUCGAUACAACUUGAUUAUCUUCGGAUUUGUCGGCCGGAAGUGUCCCGGACAAUACAUGGCUGUGCAAGGAACUAAGGCCCUCCUCGAACAUGAGGGAGGUAAUAGCCAGACCAAGACCGAGACGCAGGUGAUUCCCAUGGCGGAUGUAGUUAUUCAGCUCACGUCUAGGGACAUGGCUUUGCCUUUGUAA
Molecule: messenger RNA, 1299 nt
Organism: Aspergillus alliaceus
Lineage: Eukaryota; Fungi; Ascomycota; Eurotiomycetes; Eurotiales; Aspergillaceae
Product: cytochrome P450
Exons: 7
Coding region: 1-1299 (432 amino acids)
Molecular function (GO): iron ion binding; monooxygenase activity; oxidoreductase activity, acting on paired donors, with incorporation or reduction of molecular oxygen
Source: RefSeq, a predicted model, not a curated record